This is a messenger RNA of Cooperia oncophora, 1335 nucleotides long. NCBI's taxonomy places the organism in Eukaryota, Metazoa, Nematoda, Chromadorea, Rhabditida, Trichostrongylidae. The record is from the annotation of a GenBank genome assembly.
UUGCUAUCACAGCCCUAUGUGAAGCAACCAUGUCAACCGGCAGAAAGGAAUGACGAUAUUUUGAGGCUCAUUUUCCCAUUAAUCAAUGUGAUAUUCCGAUUCGAUCGUGAAAAGGACGUUGUGAAAGCUUUCAGGGGAUACAUUGCUAAUGGCAUGGUGCCAGCCGUUUGGGUGCAUGUGGUUAGCCAUCUGAUGUCGCACUGUUUUGCCAAAAGCAUCCUGGCGCCUGUAAUUAGAACGAUGAUUGUGAAGCUUAUAAUUGCUUAUCCAUUUCAUAUUUUGCACACUAUUCUCAUGUAUAAAUUCAAUGAGAAUCACUCGUAUAUCGUAGAGACGAUGCUAGAGGAGGCUGAACGUCGUAUUGCGGACAAAAUGGCGAGGUCCAGAUUCCAUGAAAUUGUGGAGGACAUGACCACAGCACAUGUGGCCUACAUACAGUUUGUAGCAGUGAAGAUCAGUGACCCGCGAUUUUUCAAAAAGCGUCAGCUACCGGAUAAUAAAGAUGUUCUGAAACGAGUGCCGCUUCCAAUCGUUGAUCAGAAGUUGGGCAUCGCGGGUGAUUACUCGGGUCAAGAUAUUGUCAUGUGGGGAACUAUGGAACGGAACGAAGACGUCCGACAGGACAGCCUCGUUGAGCAGCUUUUCUCAGUCGUCAAUGGGAUUCUAAAUCGUGGCGAACCUUCAGCCUUUCUUCGCACUUAUAAGCAAAUGUGGUAUAAUAGAAUUCUGCCAAGGAACAGUAUCGCUCAAAGAACUUGUUGCGGGAGCGAUCUUAGUCACGGGCUGCAUCUAAAAGAAGAGCCUUUUGAUAAAAAAGCACUCCAAGUCCGAACCAUGUUGAAGGACGCCGCAAAGACGCAAGUGAGCGAAGCAUCGAAGAUGUUCCGAGGAGCUUGCGCUGUUUUUAAGCCGGUCUUCAGGCACUUUUUCUAUGGGCAGCACAGCACGGUUCAAUCGUGGGCUCAUAUGAUUGACAAUUAUAGGCGGAGUCUGGCUCAAUGGAGUAUAGGUAUGAUUCUGGAGUACAGUAAAAGAACCCUACCAAUCCCUGAACGGGUCCCGUUCCGCCUCACGAGAGAUCUUUUGGAUCCGAUCCUGAUCGAAGGAACAGACGGGACGACUUGGAGAAGAUGCGGUCCGAGCAAUGCGGUAAUCCUUGGUCUAGCGUCAGUGUUGCUGCGAGAAACGAUUUCUAAUUUCGAAGAAGUUGAAUCAAGCGGAGGAGAACGUCCAUCGUUUGUCUCAGAAACUGCUAUUGCACGACUUCGCGACAAGUUGAACGGCACCGAUGACACCUUUGGAGUUCAGGAUGUUGAACAUCAGGUACAUAAAAUA